Messenger RNA from Meleagris gallopavo (turkey), 2271 nucleotides. Lineage: Eukaryota; Metazoa; Chordata; Aves; Galliformes; Phasianidae. The record is from RefSeq and is a predicted model, not a curated record.
UGUCGGUGAGAUUUGACAGUACUUCUCUGUUUUCUUUUUCAGAUUACAGCAAAAGCAGCUGUCAUUUUCGUCACUCUUCAGUAUAACGUUACCAUUCCUGCCACAGAAGAACAAUCUGCAGAAACAAUCUCUCUCUAUCACUAUGGCAUCAAAGACUUGGCUACAAUUUUCUUUUAUAUGCUCGUAGCAAUAAUCAUACACGCUAUUAUUCAGGAGUAUGUAUUGGAUAAAAUUAACAGGAAAAUGCACUUUUCCAAAACAAAGCAUAGCAAGUUCAAUGAGUCUGGACAACUUAGCGCCUUCUACCUUUUCUCCUGUGUUUGGGGCACGAGUAUUCUUGUCUCUGAGAACUAUAUAUCAGAUCCAACCUCUCUGUGGAGGGACUACCCACACACUCUGAUUCCGUUUCAAAUGAAGUUUUUCUACAUCUUACAGUUGGCAUACUGGUUUCAUGCUUUCCCAGAAUUGUACUUCCAGAAAACUAAAAAAGAGGAUAUCUUUCGCCAAAUUGUCUACAUUGGACUUUAUCUCUUUCAUAUUGCUGGAGCCUAUCUUUUGAAUCUGACCCACCUUGGACUUGUUCUUCUGGUAUUGCAUUACUUCGUUGAAUUUCUUUUCCACAUAUCUCGUCUUUUCUACUUCAGUGAUGAAAGAUACCAGAAAGGAUUUUCACUGUGGGCAGUCCUUUUUGUUUUGGGAAGGCUUCUCACCUUGAUUCUUUCUGUCCUCACUUUUGGCUUUGGUCUGGCAAGAGCAGAAAAUCAGCAACUGAAUUUCAGCACUGGAAACUUCAAUAUCCUGGCUGUUAGAAUCAGCGUGCUGGCCUCCAUCUGCUUGGCUCAAGCAUUUAUGAUGUGGAAAUUCAUUAAUUUCCAACUUCGGAGAUGGAGAGAGCAUUCUUCUUCUCAGCCUCAAUCGGUGAAAAAGAAGUUUGUCACAGCUAAAGGAAAGAGCUCCAGAAAAGAAAGAGAAAAUGGAAUAAAUGGGACAGUGACCUCAAAUGGAGCAGACUCGCCUCGUAGCAGGAAGGAUAAAUCCUCGUAAAACUGGGUUUUAUUAAGUUAAUUGACAAGUGUCCCCAAAGAAUCUGCUUUUUACAUGGAUGGCCCUUCAGCACUAGAGAUGUAAUGGAUUAAAGAAAAUACAAAUCAUGUUUUUUGAUUAUUGCUAUUGUUUUGUGAAACUUUUUUUAAAAGCCAUUUUGACUAAAAGAAAAGGUUUAUCUGUCUUCAAACAAACGCGUGGGGGGUGGGGGGACAAAACACUUUUUAAAUAACAUUGACACUUUUUUAAACACUUACUGUGAUGAAAUAACUUCACUUAAUGAGGAUCACUGAUGCAAUGUAUUAUUUCUUUCCAGUUUUUGUAAUCUUGGUGAUAUAUACUGUUUUCCAACUUCACUUUUUCCUAGUUCUUCAAAACUUCAAAUAUAUUAUGAAAUUGAAGUAAAAAUGUAGUAUGCAUUUUCAGAUACUCUGACUUUUAAGUUAAUUACCUUGAUUCAAAUUUGCAGAUCAAAUUGGAAUUCUAGGACCACAAAAGUAAACUUAUUUUAUUUUGUAGUUCUAGCUACACGAUGUCUGCUCAAAGAAUUGCCCCAUAUCAUUAAAGCAAAACUGAACUGAUUGGAAAUGUUGCAGAGUCUUAUUGCUCGUUGGUUAGAAAUGUUUUACAAGGAACAGAGAAACCUUUCUGAGACAAAGCUUUAGCACUUGAAAAUUAGAAGGGAAAAGUGUAUGUCAUAGAGUUGAUUUGAGUAGCACUGUUAACUCCUGUCUGUACUUUUAAAGUGUACAUAUCUUGGACAGUUACUGUGCGUUGGACCUUCUUUCAAAACCUGUCUUUCUGAUUUUAGAAGGGGAGAUUCUUACAAUGUGUUGUUUGUUUUAGGUGGGGAGGCAUCUAAUGCUCCACAAAGAGGGAAUUUGUUAGAUAAAUGGAUCAAGUUUUGACAAACAUUCCUUUAUUCUAAAUGCUUUGCCUUGUUUCGCCUCUGUUAGGAAAUAGUUUGAUUUCUCCUAUAUAUAUAUUUUUAUGAAAGAAUAUUUAAAAGCUACGACUUCUUAAAACUGGUAUAUUGUGUGUGCCCUUUGCUACAGCUGGAGGAAUCUGGAUUUAAGAUUUUUUCCAUUUUCUGUCUUUGAUAAUUGUAUUAAAUGUGAAGCCUUGUCCAGUUAAUUUUUCAAUUUAAUAUGCAGUUAAUGUUUUUCUUGUGUAUCCUUUUGUAAUGGGAAUCAUUCGACUUGGGAAUGAGUAAAAGAUUUUUAUUCA